CCCCUGCUGCAGACAGAACAAACUGAGUUGAACCAGUGGGAUGAACCCGUUGAACCCAAACAGAACGCAUUACAUACUCCACAACACUAAGUGGCAGUGUGGCUCCGCGUGUGUGUGUGUGUGUGUGUGUGUGUGUUUGCACGAGUGUGUGAGUGUGCUUGAAAAUCAGUGAGGCGCAGGAGCUGCUGCUCAGUCGGCGGCGCCACUUUCACACCGCGGCGCAGUUUGUCGCCGAACAUGCGCCAUGCCCUCUCCGAUUCCCGUGACGCGCCUGCUGCCCAAAGACAUCUACCCGUCGCUGGACCUGGGGACGUGCAGCAGCCCGCUGACCAGACCCUCCCACGGCGGCGCCACCAGCCUGCAGGUGCCCGUGCAGCGGCCGCACGGCAGGGUCGCCAGCCGGCUCUGGUCCUCCGUGAUCCACUGGAAGGAGCUGCGCUGCGUGCGGCCCGUGGGCUCCGGCGGCUUCGGCUCCGUCUACAGGGCGGAGUACCUCGGGCAGACCGUGGCGCUGAAGCGCGUCAAGAAGUGCGCCAAGAACAAGCUGGCGUCGCGGCAGAGCUUCUGGGCCGAGCUGAACGCGGCGCACCUGCGCCACGGCAACGUCGUGCGCGUCAUCGCGGCCACCACCUGCGUGCCGGCGGACUUCGGCGAUGAGGGCAGCAUCGGCACGGUGCUGAUGGAGUACGUCGGGAGCCGCGACCUGCAGCAGGUCAUCUACGGGUGCGCGGAGCUGGGCGAGGACCGGUGGCUGCGCUACGCCGCGGACAUUGCGCGCGGCCUGAGCUUCCUCCACGCGCACGGCGUCGUGCACCUGGACAUCAAGCCCGCCAACGUGCUGGUGUCCGACGCGGACGUGUGCAAAAUAGUGGACUUCGGCUGCUCCGUCAAGCUGGACCGAGGGUGCGACGCGGGCGCCGUCGCGCCGCACCUGAGCCACGUGGGCGGCACGUACACGCACCGGGCGCCGGAGCUGCUGAAGGGCGAGGCGGUGUCGCCCGAGGCGGACAUCUUCUCCUUCGGGAUCACCCUGUGGCAGCUGGCCACCAGGGAGCAGCCGUACACCGGCGACCGGCAGCACGUGGUGUACGCGGUGGUGGCGCACGACCUGCGGCCGUCCGUGCGGGCUCACCCGGUGUUCGGCACGGCGCGCGGCCGCCUGUGCGCGACUCUGCUGGGCCGGUGCUGGAGCGGCGACGCGCGCUGCAGACCCAGCGCCCAGGAGCUGCUGCCUCACCUGGAGCAGCUGCGCUCCUCCCGGACAUGAGGGUUUCACUGAGAUGUCAAGUUUUAGGCGAGUUUUAAUGAUGAUGCUGUCCUGCAGCCUCACCCCCUUUAAAUUCCCCCCCUAUGGUCACAUUUGUGCCGAACCCCAUUCAAAAAGUACACAAUUUAAGUGCCUUGUUGUUCAAUUGCGUAAAUGGAAUGUGCCUCACGAAAUGCAAUUCGUCAGAUGACCACUAAAGGGUGUCCUCUUCAAUUCGGCACAAAAAACAGCAGAGAUUUAUUUGUCCAUCACUUAUUCUGCCUGAAUUAAUGCAUAUUUAGUUGCAAUCAGUCUCCAGUGAAAUGUAUUGUGACUAAUUGAAGUGGCACAUUGCGCAGUUUCCCUUUUCUUCCUGUGAGGCUCAAUUGUGCCUCAGAGGAACGUUUUUGAAAUUUGUGCUUUAAUUGAGUGGAAUCUGGUGCAAAGUCAAAAGUCAUCAGCUGAGGCAGUCUAGCAGGUGGCUGAUGCACUCUUCUUCAAAUGCAGACUACAAGUUUCCACUCACCGGUGGUUAAAUGUGUGUGCAAAGUUGACAAGCACAACAUAUUUCUCUUUCCUCUAAAUAACACUUACAAAACAAAUCAUAUCUGAAGUUGCUGUUAAAGUCCGGAUUUUGUUUUAGCCGCGUUUGGUUCUUAAUGUGUAGAAUCGAAAUAGGUUGUGAAGUGGAGCUUUAUUCGCCCCCACGGUUGUAAUGUGAGAUUUAAAGAGUGUGAUUUGUGUGUUUUCAUUAAAAUUAUUUUUAUACAAUGUG
Molecule: messenger RNA, 2021 nt
Organism: Scophthalmus maximus (turbot)
Lineage: Eukaryota; Metazoa; Chordata; Actinopteri; Pleuronectiformes; Scophthalmidae
Gene: mos
Product: v-mos Moloney murine sarcoma viral oncogene homolog
Exons: 1
Coding region: 245-1267 (340 amino acids)
Biological process (GO): negative regulation of metaphase/anaphase transition of meiotic cell cycle; positive regulation of MAPK cascade; protein phosphorylation
Cellular component (GO): cytoplasm
Molecular function (GO): protein kinase activity; ATP binding
Source: RefSeq, a predicted model, not a curated record